AUGACAAGUGGUCCACUGCUCGUGAUAUACAAUCCCGUCUGUGGAGACGGCACUGCUGAGGCCUUUUUCAAUGAGCACGUUUUUCCUCGUCUCGAGGAAGCGCAUCUCCGAGUUAGCCAAAACGUGGCAACUGGAGCCGCUGGGCAUGCUGGUACCAUAGUGAUCCAGUUCCUAGAGCGAUACGAGGGCGACGUGACAGUUAUCCUGGGCUCCGGCGAUGGGACGCUGCACGAAAUCAUCAAUGCACUCUCGCUUGUGGCACUAAAAGGUGUACGCGAGAGUGUCGUAUCAUCAUCGGUUCGUGUGGUUCUUGUCCCGUGUGGGACGGCAAACGCUCUCUAUUGCUCGUUAUUCAAGCCAACCUCUAUGCCUGAGAGCCCAGCAUACAAGCUGAAGUCUCUUGAAGCAUUCAUCAGGGGUUCGAACGUUGUUCCUCUCACACUUGCUGUCGCAACCCUCUCUUCUCCGCCGAGCUCAAAGCAAUCUUCUCCCAAGGUCGCUGUUUCAGCAGUAGUUACUUCCACUGCUUUGCACGCGUCUAUUCUCCACGACUCUGAGAAUCUGAGGAAAGAAGUGCCAGGCAUCGAAAGAUUCAAAGUCGCUGCGAGGAACAAUAUAACACAAUGGUACAGCAGCCAUGUCAAGCUCUUGCCUACGCCAUCUGCCCGGUCCGUGGAGAUAUAUGAUCCAGACCAAAAGAUUUUCGUGACCCACGAAGAUUCAGAUGACCACGGAAUUGUGGAUGUGUAUGGCCCAUUCGCAUACUUUCUGUCUACCGUCAAUGUCGAUCGUUUGGAACCCGCUUUUAGAAUCACCCCUCUUGCGUCAGAGAUUAUUUCGUCGGAAGUCUCGCUAGACAUUGUCAUGGUUCGACCUUGUCGCGAUCCUACCUUCGUUAUGGAUACCACAGAAGCUCGAAAUAUCUUCGCGGAAAAAUCAACGGCUGUGCUGAUGGCAGCAUAUCAAGAUGGUGACCACAUAAACUUGAGAUACACCGGUGAUGGAAAGAUAACCAGAGAAGGAGCUGGUCCCACUCUAGUAGAAUAUAUCCGGUGCGGAGGAUGGGAAUGGAUACCUGAUGACAUCGAUGAAAGGGCUCACCUCCUGUGUUCAGACGGAGCUAUAUUCUCAAUUGAAAAAGGUGGAAGGGCAGCAUGUAGGACAGCAGUACCAGCGAAUGGUGCAGGAUUUUUGGUAUAUGUAUAA
Suillus paluster is the source of this 1206-nucleotide messenger RNA. Its product is annotated as ATP-NAD kinase-like domain-containing protein. Gene Ontology annotation, cellular component: cytoplasm; membrane; intracellular membrane-bounded organelle. Gene Ontology annotation, biological process: sphingosine biosynthetic process. Lineage: Eukaryota; Fungi; Basidiomycota; Agaricomycetes; Boletales; Suillaceae. The transcript is spliced from 2 exons. The record is from RefSeq and is a predicted model, not a curated record. The coding region runs from base 1 to 1206 and encodes 401 amino acids.